Meyerozyma guilliermondii ATCC 6260 is the source of this 627-nucleotide messenger RNA. RefSeq lists its product as uncharacterized. The coding region runs from base 1 to 627 and encodes 208 amino acids. The record is from RefSeq and is a predicted model, not a curated record. The transcript has a single exon. NCBI's taxonomy places the organism in Eukaryota, Fungi, Ascomycota, Pichiomycetes, Serinales, Debaryomycetaceae.
AUGCUUGUCUCGAGAAAAGACAUCAAGCAACCCUUGAGCCCGUUACGAAUCAAGAAGCGUCUAUCCAGGUUUCUAGGGAAGGGACUGACGGCGAGCUCUGCUGCAUCGCCCAACUCAAACGCAGAAAUAUUUCAUGAAGAAAAUUCUGUGGUUACUCUUACUACAUUGCCCACACUGCCCCUUAGCGUAGCUAUUAGCAGCUCCAGAGACAGUGUUGCCUCAUCUGUCAAUUUACCUAGCAAAAAUGACGACAAUGAUAUCAUUUCCAAAAUAUGUAUUUGUUUGCAAGAUGUUUGUGUUUGUACUCCGUUAGAACCUGAACAACCACCACAGCCAGUGAAGCUCGAGCCUCUUGUAUGCAAAGACCAUACUUGUGUUUGCUUUAAUCAAAUCUGUAAAUGUGCUACUCCACUUUGUGUUUGUUGCACUAUUGAUGAAAAUGCACAAAAAGUCCAUGAUAAACCCUACUCUUAUAGGCCAUUUGUGUCUUUGGGUACAUUGAAUGAAGAAACAGAUGCAAAGGGCAUAUUAGCUGAAGAAACAGAUGCUAAAAAUGUUGAACCUUUGUCCUCACUUUUUGUGCCUUUUGAAGACAGAGCUUUUGGAUACUGCCUCGCUCAAAGAUAG